AUGUUGUUCAAGACAAUCCAAAUCAUUUUUUUCUCGGCUCUCGCCAUUGCGUCGCCUAUUGCCUCGAACAACCUCAUCCUUGGACGUGCCACUCAAGCCGAAACCAUAGUUGGUGGAAUCUCCGGCGCCUUAACUGACUGCAGCACUGCACCUUUCCCAGAUGAGUGCGCAACUCUUGCUCAAGCAGCAAAGGGUAUGAUUAUAGCUUUCGGAAACGAAGAUUUCACCGCUGCAGAAAUAGGUGCCAUGAUUGCACUUAUGUCGUUUGAAAGCGUGAAUUUCCAAUACAACAUCAACCACAGCCCCGGUCGUCCAGGCCAAGGAACAAAAAACAUGCAAAUGGCGAAAUACAAUCUCCAGUACGCGCAAUCUAUUCCCGCCCUCAAAGACCCUCUCGCAAAGAUCACCACCGCUACCACCAUCGAUGGCUUGUCGGACGACAAGUUGAACGAGAUCCGAGCUUUGGUUUUGGUUGACGAGUAUACAUGGGGAAGUGCACCAUGGUUUUUGAAGACAUUCUGUGCGGAUGCUCGAACAGCUCUUAAGACAGGUACCGUAGAAGGAUGGCAAGCAUAUAUGACGUGCGUUGGAGUUGAUCCCGCUGAUCCUGCGCGAUUGGCCUACUGGACUAAAGCCAAGGCCACGAUGGCAUUUUAA
Molecule: messenger RNA, 657 nt
Organism: Botrytis byssoidea
Lineage: Eukaryota; Fungi; Ascomycota; Leotiomycetes; Helotiales; Sclerotiniaceae
Exons: 1
Coding region: 1-657 (218 amino acids)
Source: RefSeq, a predicted model, not a curated record